ACAUAAGCGGCUGUUAUUUGAAGCGCAUCGAAAUUUCCAUCAAAGUUUCUCAAAAUCAGCUCCAAAAUUAGAAAUUCACUUACAAAAUGGGUAAAGGAUGUGCCCUGCCAAAUUGUCCAAACUCCAAAACAUACGGGAAAUAUGUAAAAGGCUUUGGAUUUCCCAAAUCUGAAGAGCUGAGGAAUCGAUGGAUAUCAAUCAUUCAAAUGAACUGCCCGACAUGGAAUCUCACCAAAUAUCCGCGUUUCUGCAGCUUGCAUUUCGACAAAAACGACAUUAUCGAUGGCAAAAACAACAAAUUGCAAUUCAGCGCCGUCCCAUUGUAUUUCAACGAGAACAUCCGCGAUGAAAAUGACGAAAAAGUGCACGGUCCUAAUACGAAAAUCAGUACUUUAUUGGGAGAACUGCAACAAAAUCAGUUACUUUACUCCUCAGACUCGGAAUGCGAAUAUCAAGUGAUGGUAAAAGUGGUUAAGAAACCGCGAAAUAGCAGCAAAUCCACAAGGCAAGUGGCACUGCGUUGCGAUUUUUGUCAUAAAAAUAAGAAAAACGCCGUCGAGCUGCAGUCUCAUUUGCGAACCAUUCACGAUGUCAUCGUGGAUAUUGUUACGCCAAAAACUGCCAGUGUUCAAAUCAAGGAAGAUGAUGUGGCGAAAAAUUACAUGUGUUCGAUUUGUGGAUUAGUGUUCCGAAGUGACCCUUUGAUGGCGAUCGCACACAUGGAAAACGGACAUAAAACGACGUCAAAUGAGCCGGAACCGACACUGGAAUAUGUGGAACUGACGACUGAAGAAGAACCGCAAUAUGUGGAGUUGAUUGAAGAUUCAAAUAUUCAAAUUGAGGAUCUCAAGGCAGAUGAAGAAUUGGCUGUCGAAGACGAAAAUAUGGUAACGUACGUCGAACAACCUCUCGAAGAGUCGACAAUACUGCAAUCCGAAGAUGAUAUUAUCGAAGAACACGUCCAAACAACGUACAAAUGCAAAUUAUGCAACAUCGAUUUCGUGGAUCGCGAAGAAGUGAAAGCACACGUCUUGGAAUUACACACGAAACCAGUCGAAGAAUCGAGUGACGACGAAAAGGAGGCUUAUGAGCCCAUUUGUUACAUUUGCAAACAGGAAUUUUCGAGUCUUGCCAAGAUGCGGAAACACAUUAAACGACAACACAAGUGCGAGGAGUGUUACUAUUGCGCCCAUUGCACAGGUACUUUCCUGUCGCUCGACAUGUACGAGGAUCACGAAUGUCUAGAACCAAUGAUUAUUUGAAUAAAUUUCUAAUUUUUUAUUUGUACAGCUA
Molecule: messenger RNA, 1293 nt
Organism: Culicoides brevitarsis
Lineage: Eukaryota; Metazoa; Arthropoda; Insecta; Diptera; Ceratopogonidae
Product: zinc finger Y-chromosomal protein 1-like
Exons: 2
Coding region: 87-1262 (391 amino acids)
Biological process (GO): regulation of transcription by RNA polymerase II
Cellular component (GO): chromosome
Molecular function (GO): chromatin insulator sequence binding
Source: RefSeq, a predicted model, not a curated record